AUGGCUACUCCUAGUGUCCUCGCCUUUGAAGCUGAGGGUGGGGCCAUUGACUUUGAGGUCUGGCUAGAUGACCUGCAGCUAUUCUUACAGUGCGAUAGGGCAGACAGUCUCUCUCUCUUUGACCUCACCUCUGGCACUGCCCCUGCCCCUGCUGCUGAUGCUGACGCCACUUACAAGAGUGCUCAGACCUUGUACGACGCUGUAGUUGCGCGCUACUCCUCCCCUGCCACUGCUGCACUGAGCCUCAGGGACCACUUCCUCUCAGUCUGUCCCACCACUCUCACUGUCGACCUCCUCGAGAAAUCCCUACUAGCGGCCGAGAAGGGCAUUGUCGCUGUAAGGGCCUCUCGUGGUGACCCGCGCACCCCCAUCUUUGAGGGGUGUUCCCCUUCCCCCCUUCUGCCCUCUGUUGCCUCUGCUGCUGCGGCCGACCUCCUUGGUCUUGAGUCGGUCGGUGCGACAUCUCCCCCUAGCGGGAGACGCCGCCCUGGCAAGGGCAAGGGGGGCAAGGGCACUGGAAGAGCGAGCGGGGGCGAUGGAGGUGGAGGUGGCGGCAGUGGGGGGAGUGGGGGUGGCGGUGGGGGUGGAGGUGGGGGUGGAGGGGUCAGUGGCGGCAGUGGUGGCGGAGGUGGCGGCGGUGGCGGCGGUGGAGGCGGCGGUGGAGGCGGUGGCGGCGGUGGAGGUGGUGGCGGAGGCGGCAGCGGUAGCGGAGGCGGCGGAGGCGGCGGAGGCGGCAGAGGCGGCGGUGGAGCUGGUCGCGGGUCUUCGCAGAGGAGUGGCUCCGGUGGUGCCACUCGCCAGCAGCAGCAGCGCGGUCGUGAGGGCCUGUCCCCUCAGCAGCUCCGUGAGUGGUACACGCAGCGUCAGCGUGGUGGGAGCUUUGGUCCCUGCACCUACGUCCUUCGCACCGGCGACCGCGCGGGAGUAGCUAUCCUUGAUCUUGACUUUGAUGCUAUCCUUGCUGCAAUGUAUGCUGUGACUAUUAGUGAUGACGGUGACUGUUACCGGUGUUUCCCGCCCGACCCGGGCAUUGGUACUGCUGCUCCAGGUGCCGGUGAGGCUGCUCCUCUAGGUGCCAGUGCGUCUGCGCCCUCAGGUACUAGUGAGUCUGCGCUCUCAGGUACUACGUCGGCUUCGGCCUCCCUCACCUUCACCCUUGACUCUGGGGCUUCUCGCUCCUUCUUUCGGGACCGCACCACACUCACGCCGCUUAGUCGGCCGGUUGCGGUGUCUCUAGCUGACCCCUCUGGGGGUCCUGUCCUGUCGCGCUUCUCUACAGUCCUCCCGUGUCCGGCGGCUCCCUCUGGCACCCUGUCUGGUCUCUACCUCCCCUCGUUCUCUACGAACCUGGUGAGUGGUGCUGACCUACAGGAUGCGGGUGUCCACCAGUUCACUCCUGCGCGCCAGCGGGUGACGCACUGCACCGACGGUCGCACAGGCCGACACCUGUCUACGUUUACCCGUCAGCCGAGGUCGAGCCUGUACACACUGACCACUGCGUCUCCUCCCGUUGCUGCGUCUGGUAGGGUAGCUGCGUCGGGUCAGGUGUUUGCUGCAGCGUCCAGGUCUGGUCCUGAGUCUGCCCCCUGUUCGUGUCGUCUCCUGUCUCACGAGACUCUCCUCUGGCACCACCGUCUUGGUCACCCCUCUCUGCUUCGGCUCAGAGGCAUGGCCUCCCGUCUUCUUGUGUCUGGUCUGCCCCGGUCCCUCCCUCCCCUUCCUCAGGGCCCUGGCCCUGCCUGUGUCCCUUGUGUCGAGGGGCGCCAGCGUGCUGCCCCUCACUCCUCCCAGUUUCCUCCGACAGAGGCCCCGUUGCAAACGCUUCAAAUGGACGUGUGGGGCCCAGCCCGCGUCCGUGGACAGGGUCACGAGCGCUACUUCCUGCUCGUUGUUGACGACUACUGGCGUUACACCACAGUCUUCCCCUUGCGCAGCAAGGGUGAUUUCACUGAGGUGCUGAUCGACUGGAUCCGCGCAGCUCGUCUCCAGCUCAGGCAGAGCUUUGGCUCGGACUUUCCUGUUCUGCGUCUGCACUCGGACAGAGGCGGAGAGUUUUCCUCUGGUCUUCUGCGAGCCUGCUGUCGUGCACGAGGCAUCCGUCAGACCUUCACGCUUUCGGACUCACCGCAGCAAAAUGGGAUUGCUGAGCGCCGCAUUGGCAUGGUCAUGGACGUCGCUCGUACGUCCAUGAUGCAUGCGGCUGCCCCCCAUUUUUUGUGGCCGUUUGCGGUCAGGUACGCGGCGCAUCAGAUCAACCUUCACCCCAGGGUCUCCAUGCCGGAGACCUCCCCAGCCCUGCUGUGGACGGGGAAGGUUGGCGAUGCGUCGGCGUUCCGGGUCUGGGGAUCUCGGGCGUUUGUCCGCGACUUGUCUGCGGACAAGCUGUCCCCUCGUGCUACUCCUUGCGUCUUCCUGGGGCUCCCCCCUGACGCGCCUGGGUGGCAGUUCUACCACCCCACCUCUCGCCGUGUUCUGUCCUCCCAGGACGUCACGUUCGACGAGUCGGUCCCCUACUACCGCCUCUUCCCCUACCGCACUCCGUCCCUCCCCCCGCCCCCGCUCUUCCUUGUACCAGGUCCCCCCCCGGUCGACCCCCUCCCCCCUCAGGGUCCUGCCCCUUCAGGUGUGUCCCAGGUAGACGCAGUCGAGCCUGUCGAGGUUACUGGUAACUCUGGUACUGCUGAGGGUGCUGAGCCUGGGGGUGCUGUGACUGGGGGUGCUGAGACUGGGGGUGCUGAGCCUGGGGGUGCUGCGACUGGGGGUGCUGAGCUUGGGGGUACUGCGACUGGGGGUGCUGAGCCUGGUGGUGCUGAGCCUGGUGGUGCUGAGCCUAGGGGUGCUACGACUGGGGGUGCUGAGCCUGAGGGUGCUGAGCCUGGGGGUGCUGCGACUACGGGUGCUGAGCCUGGAGGUGCUACGCCUGGAGGUCCUCCGGGGGCUUCGUCUCGCCGGGAGCCACUUUCUCCCCCGGAGCUGCGCGAGUGGUUUGCACGGCGCUGGAGGCGUGCUGCUGGAGCAGGAGUUUCUUCGACUGCUGUGGGUGCUGGUGCCGCGGGUCCCGGAGGUGCUUGUGCUGGGAGUACUGGAGCUGCUGGGCCUGCGGGUUCGACUGGAGCUGGUGCUGCUGCGGGCGUUGGUGCUGAGCCUCCUUCCCGCGGUCCUGCUGGGGGUACUACUGGUGCUGCUGGAGGUUCUGGAGCUGCUGGAGGUGCUGCUGGAGCGGGUGCUCCUUCUGGGGUACUGUCACAGCUACACUUACAGCCUGCCUCCCCUCUCCCUGCUCCCUCUCCCUACACUGGUCCUACUGGAGGUCUUGCUGAGCGUCGUGAGCCCGCGUCUCGUCCUGCGUCGCCUGUUCGUGCUGCUCGCCCUAGUGGUCGCGGCUCGCGUCAGCGUCCUCCUCCUGUCCCUGGCACGCACCAGAUGUCUCUGCGUCCGUCCACUGCUCCUCUGCGUGCCCCUUUACCUUCUCCUCCUGCGUCCUCUCUUCCUUCUCUUGCCGACCCGGAGUCGGACUCUCUUCGUGCUGUCCGUCCUACUGUCACGCGCCUCCUUGCUACUGUCGUCACUAACCCUUCUUUCGAGUCCACUGCUGCGUCUGCCCUCGUUGCUGAGCUCGUCGACUUUGCUGCUCGCUGUCGUCUAGACUACGCUGCUAGUCUUCUCGCUGAGUCUGAGUCUGUCUGUCCUCCGUCCGUCGGGGGUGAGUGUGCUCUUGGCACGGACGUCCUUGAGGACAGGCAGGAGGAGUUCCAGUGCUUGGCCGUUGUUUCACCCCACCUCGUGUCCGUACUGCUUACUCCUGAGGGAGACCUGGAUGCACUUGACAUCCCGACUCCGCGCUCUUACGCGGAGGCGAUAGAGGAUCCCUACUCUUCUCAGUGGCAGGCAGCUAUGGAUGCAGAGAUGGCGUCCUGGAAGUCCACAGGCACCUACGUUGAUGCUGUCCCCCCUCCUGGGGCGAACAUCGUCAGUGGCAUGUGGAUUUUCAGGGUGAAGCGGCCACCGGGUUCUCCGCCUGUCUUCAAGGCACGGUACAUGACCACUCUUCGGGUGCUACUGCACGUUGCCGCUCACCGUGACUACAAGCUGCACUCCCUCGACUUCAGCAGAGCUUUCUUGCAGGGCAGCCUGCACGAGGAGAUCUGGCUGCGUCGCCCACCUGGCUUCACUGGGUCGUUCCCUCUUGGUACCCAGUGGAGCCUCCGGCGUCCAGUUUACGGUCUCCGCCAGGCGCCCCGUGACUGGCACGACACACUGAGGACUACUCUUGCGGCUCUUGGGUUUGCUCCUUCUACAGCCGACCCGUCACUGUUCCUGCGCACCGACACCUCUCUGCCGCCCUUCUACAUCCUCGUGUACGUCGACGACUUGGUCUUUGCCACAGCUGACACUGCUGGACUCGCCCAAGUGAAGUCCGAGCUGCAGAAGAGACACACGUGCACAGACCUGGGGGAACUGCGCAGCUACCUUGGCUUGCAGAUCACUCGAGACAGAGCACAGCGCACCAUUACCCUGACUCAGUCACACAUGGUGCAGCAGGUCCUUCAGCGCUUCGGCUUCACGUACUCCUCGCCUCAGGCCACUCCUCUGCCUACUCGCCACUCACUCUCAGCUCUGCCUUCGGAUGAGUCCGUAGAGUCGAGUGGCCCGUAUCCAGAGCUUGUUGGCUGCCUCAUUUACCUGAUGACCUGCACACGACCUGACCUUGCAUACCCUCUUAGCAUUCUCACACGCUAUGUUGCUCCUGGGAGACACCGACCAGAGCACAUGGCUGCAGCGAAGAGGGUGUUGCGCUACUUGUGCAGUACGUCGGGCAUGGGGCUAGUGCUUGGAGGGCGCAGUCCAGUGGUCCUCACUGGGCACGCAGAUGCUUCAUGGGCUGACGACCAGGCUACUCAGCGGUCGUCACAGGGUUACACCUUCAACCUUGGUUCCGGCUCUGUCUCGUGGCGGGCUACUCGCUCGUCUUCUGUUCUCGGCUCCAGUUGUGAGGGUGAGAUCUACGCUGGGGCCAUGGCUGCACAGGAGCUUCGCUGGCUCACCUACCUGCUGACCGACCUUGGAGAGCCGCCUCGUUCUCCUCCAGUUCUGUACGUAGACAACAAGGCCAUGCUGGCCUUGUGUCGAGAGCAGCGACUGGAGCACAGAACGAAGCACAUUGCUCUCCGCUACUUCCUUGCUCGUGAGCUACAGCAGUGUGGUCAGUUGCGGCUUGCGUACGUGGCCUCUGAGGCCAACACUGCUGAUGUUUUCACCAAGGCACUUGCGCCUUGUGAUCAUCAGCGCUUCUGGGGAGAAGGGGAGUACGGAGCGGGACAGCAGAGGCGGCGGGCGGGGAGCCGGCCGUUAAUUCGCGUGAAUGAGGGGCAGCAGAUGGCGGCGCAGGUGCUGGACGCGGACGAGUACCCUGACCAGUACCCCGAGGAGUACGCGCACGAGUAUCCCGAGGAGCGCAACGCGCUGCAUGGACGCGUGAAGCCAAGCACCCGCCCGCCUGUGCCUCGCGUCCUUUGCGUCUCCCCCACCUCCCUCGCAACCCCUCCGUUCCCCUCUCCUGCUUGCCCCGUCGCGCAGUUCUCGUCGCUACCCAACUAUGCGGGCGGCACUGACGGCGCCGCGCACUCACCGCAAGAGGUGAUGAGUCCCCGCCGCGUGCCCAAGCCCGCCCGCCCCGCCAUGCUCUCGGGCAUGGGCAUGGGGGGGGCGCCGACGGGCAGCUAUCAGGCGUCGUCGCGCGGCGAGGCGGAGGUGCUGCGCGGCGUGCUGGCGCUGCUGGAGGCGGUGCGGGACGACGACGUGGCGCGCGUCAACCGCAUCCUGCAGGACGCGCCGUCGCGCACCGCGCUGCUGCACUGCGCGCACCCUGGUACGCCGCGUCUCUCAUCCCCCAUCCUCAACGUACCCUGCCUUACUUUUCCCUCCUCACUGUUACCCUCCCUUUCUGCUCUUUUCGCACAUGUUAUCCACCAUUCGCUCCCCCCUCCUCCACGACUCGUCUACCUCGCUGCGUCUCCUCAUUCGCGUCCCACGUGCCUGGCCCAUUCCCCACGCCAUGCCCCCCGUGCAGGCACGGGGCGGGCGGCGCUGCACGAGGCGGUGGUGGCGGGCAGCGUGGACGCCGCUGCUGCGCUGCUGGAGUGGGGGGCCGACCCCGAUGGCGGGCACGCGUCGCAGAUGCCGCCCAUACUGCUGGCGGUGCAGGCGGGCAGUGAGAAGGCGGUGACGCUGCUGCUGUCACACGGCGCCGACAUCAACGCUCACGACGCGCAGCUCUGCACCGCGCUGCACUACGCAUGCGCUGACGCCCACCGGUACCCCUCCUCCACCUCCCCCCUCGCCACACCCUGUCCCAUCUCAUCAGUCCCAUCCUGCCUCUCACCCCUUUGCCACCUCUCCAUCUCUGAUGCUCCGGUCCUUGCUCCCACCUGCUGCUUCUGCCCACCCUUUUCUGGCGGCAGGGGCAUGAUAAAGCUGCUGCUGGUGGCGGGCGCCAACAUGUAUGCGCGCAACAGCGACGGGCUGCUGCCGCAGCAGCUGGCGUCCACGGACCGCAUCCGAGCGCUCUUCUCCAAGCUGCACGACUACCACCACCGCCACGGCCUCCUGCCCCCCCAUGCUCACCUCGCCUCCUCCGCCACGCCCGCUGCUGCCAUGGCCGCGUCCCCCCCUGCCAGCCCUGGCGGCAUGGACCGGCGCAGCCCGCAUGAGGGGGGGCUGCUGGGGGACGACUCGUGGGACGACCAAGGCGUAAACGGUGUGGCGUCGCACCGAGUGGCGUCCCCACGCGCCGGCAUGGCGCGCAUGAGGGCCGCCGCCUCCGCUGCUGUCGAGGCCGCCACUGGGGGCGGCGCGGGCAGCAUGCGCGGGCGCUUGGCGGGCGACCGGUGGGGGGGGCGCGGGGAUGAGUGGGGCAGCGGGGGGGGCAGUGAGAAGGAGGCACGGCGGGGGGGACGAGGGGAGGAGGGGUAUGAGAGUCCACAGGAGAUGGUGGAGAGCAACGAGCAGAUCUUCCAGCAGGCGUGGGAGAACGACCGCCACGACGACUCGCCCGCUCUCCCCUGGCCCUCGCCCUCGCCCCCCGCCUCCUCGCCUGCCGCCCCCUCCGCCACCACCCCGCCCAGCAGUAGCAGCAGCACGGGUGGGAGGGGCGGAGGCGCGGAAGGGGAGGAAGCAGCGCCGACGGCAGCGGUGGCGCGGCGGCAGGUGCAGAUGCACGUGAGGGACGCGGCACGCACGCUGUCGGUGGAGUCGGGGGGCGCGCACUACCAGCGCCGCAUCGUGGCGGCAGCAGGGGACGCCAGCAGCAUGUCGGACGCCGAGGGUGGCUCUGGCCCCCGCACCCGCCACGCCCCCGCUGCCGCCUCCCUCAGCGCCGGCGCCCGCGGCGAGGUGUCCCGCCUCGCCCGCCCCCGCAACUUUGCAGACUUCCGCGCGGAGCGACUUGUGGGUGGCGGGGCAGGGGGCGCCGGGGGAGGGGGACCCAGCACCCCCAGGGGCGGGGCAGGGACGCCAAGAGGAGGGGAGGGGGGCGGGAGGGCAGGAGGGGGGGGAGGAGCCGGGGGGGCAUCCACGCCCAGGAGGGUGGGCGCUGAGCGAGUGGGGUCGGAUGAUGACGUGGAGGAGAGGGCGGCAGGGGGAGGGGGAGGGGGAGGGGGAGGGGGGGGGGGGAGGGCAGCGAGAGAAGGGGAUGGGAGGGCGCGUGGGGCCGGGGGGCAGUGGCGUGGAGAGGCGGGGGGCGUCCACCCCGCGGGCCGUGCGCGACAACCCCUAUGCCUCCUGGAACGGCGGCGCCCUGCCAGACAGAGGCUCCCUGGCGGACAGGAGCGGGGGGGGCGCGGGCAGUGGCGGGGACAGGCAGCCACACCGGUCAGUCAGCUCAGAAGAACGGCAGGGGGAGGGGAUGGGGAGCGGGGCGAGGUGGUGAGCCGGCGGUCGCGCGCCAUCAAGGCUGCAGCGGGGGGCGGCCCCUCCACGCCCUCGCGCUCCCCUCCCCCCUCCGACUUCUCCCGUCGCUUCUCCUCGCUGCGCGUGGCUGAUGGCGCCGGGCAGCGCGCCGGCAGCCCCGGCAGCAGUGCGGGCGGCGAGGAGGAUUCGGGCAGGCGCGGGGGCGCAGGCAGUGCAGGCAGUGCGAGGCCGAGGAGUCCGCUGAGGGGCGCACAGGCAGCGCCAUGUGACGACGACAGCAGCCCGCGCACCCCCACCGGUGGGCCGGCUCCCCAUCGGGUGCAACGGCUGGGGGAGGAGGCGGCAGCAUCAGUGGCGGCGGCACCCGGGAGCAGUGGCUUGGACGAGGGAGGUGCGAGCGAGGGCAGGGGGAAAGGCAAGGACGCAAGCGAGAGGGCUGAGAGAAAGGAGCGCAGCGAUCGCAAGUGCCAGUCGUUUGUGCCGCCGUCGUCAGCUGGUGCUGGCAGGAAGAUGGGUGCGGCAUCGGUGUCCGAGGAGGACCUGAAGCUCAUCCGCGCCGACUGGCGGGAUGACGCUGCCAGGAACGGGUGUGUGGCGUGCGGGCAGGUGCAGUGCGAGUGCAAGACCCGGCCCGAGAACAGAGGUGCUGCGCCGAAGUCAGGCAUGGGGGAUGAUGUAAAGGCGGGAGGGAGCAAGGAGGGCAAGGAGAAAGGCGGGGGGAAGGAGCAGGAGAAGCAGGAUAAGGCGGGGCAGAAAGAGGCAGGGGGGCAGGGUGGGGAGGAGGAGGAGGACGAGGCGUUGCCGGAGGAGCUGCUGCAGGACGACCCCGAGGUGUCCCCGCUGGGCACCAUGAAGUGGAAGCGCGGCGAACUGCUGGGUGAAGGCGCGUACGGCAAGGUGAGCUGCUGGGUGAAGGCGCGUACGGCAAGGUGA
Closterium sp. NIES-65 is the source of this 8841-nucleotide messenger RNA. NCBI's taxonomy places the organism in Eukaryota, Viridiplantae, Streptophyta, Zygnematophyceae, Desmidiales, Closteriaceae. The record is from the annotation of a GenBank genome assembly.